Molecule: messenger RNA, 2268 nt
Organism: Rhodotorula toruloides NP11
Lineage: Eukaryota; Fungi; Basidiomycota; Microbotryomycetes; Sporidiobolales; Sporidiobolaceae
Product: glycogen(starch) synthase, glycosyltransferase family 3 protein
Exons: 12
Coding region: 1-2268 (755 amino acids)
Biological process (GO): glycogen biosynthetic process
Cellular component (GO): cytoplasm
Molecular function (GO): alpha-1,4-glucan glucosyltransferase (UDP-glucose donor) activity
Source: RefSeq, a predicted model, not a curated record
AUGGCACAGCAGAGAUCUGUGCACGACCACCUCCUCUUUGAGGUCGCUUGGGAGGUUGCAAACAAAGUCGGCGGCAUCUACACCGUCAUCAAGACCAAGGCUCCGGUCACCUGCGCCGAGUAUGGAGAUCGAUACACGCUCAUGGGACCGCUCAGCUACAAGUCGGCGCCGAUGGAGGUCGAGGCGAUCGACUGGGAGAAGCCGACGCCCCUGAACGAGGAUGGCACGCCUACGACAACCAACGUCGCGAACGCCGCGCUCGUCGGCACGCUCUCGUCGAUGCGCGACCGGGGCGUCAAGUUCCUGUACGGCCGCUGGCUCAUCGAAGGCGGCCCGAAGGUCCUCCUCUUCGAUACGGGAUCGGUCUGGAACCGCCUCGACGAGUGGAAGACGGACCUGUGGAACCUUGCGGGCAUCCCGACUCCGGCCAACGACACCGAGACGAACGAGACGGUCCUCCUCGGGUACCUCGUCGCGUGGUUCCUCGGCGAGUUUUCGGCGCGGGAGAGGUCGAGGGCGAUCGUGGCCCACUUGCACGAGUGGCAGGCUGGAUUGGCGAUCCCGUUGUGCAGGAAGCGUCACAUCGACGUGACGACCGUCUUCACGACCCACGCGACGCUCCUCGGUCGCUACUUGUGCGCAGGCUCGGUCGACUUCUACAACAACCUGGCGUACUUUGACGUCGACCACGAGGCGGGCAAGCGCGGCAUCUACCACCGGUACUGCAUCGAGCGGUCGGCAGCACAUUGCGCAGACGUCUUUACGACCGUCUCGCACAUCACGGCGUACGAGGCCGAGCACUUGCUCAAGCGCAAGCCAGACGGCGUCACGCCGAACGGUCUCAACGUGACCAAGUUCUCGGCGAUGCACGAGUUCCAGAACCUGCACGCCGUGUCGAAGCAAAAGAUCAAUGACUUCAUCCGAGGUCAUUUCUAUGGCCAUUACGACUUUGACCUGGACAACACCCUGUACUUCUUCACCGCCGGCCGGUACGAGUACAGGAACAAGGGUCUCGACAUGUACAUCGAGUCGCUCGCCCGUCUCAACCACCGCCUCCAGCAGUCGGGCACGAAGCAGACGGUCGUCGCCUUCAUCAUCUCGCCCGCCGCGACGCACUCGUACACGAUCGAGGCGCUCAAGGGUCAGGCCGUGACGAAGCAGCUGCGCGACACGGUCACCGAGAUCCAGAACCGCAUCGGCGCGCGCCUGUUCGAGCGGACCGCGCGCUACAACGGCGAGCACGGCACCGAAGUCCCGGACCCCGCCGAGCUCCUCUCGACCGAGGACAAGAUUCUCCUCAAGCGCCGCGUGUUUGCCCUCCGCCGCAACUCGCUCCCGCCCGUCGUCACGCACAACAUGGCCGACGACGCGAACGACCCCAUCUUGAACCAGGUCCGCCGCGUGCAGCUCUUCAACCGCUCGUCCGACCGCGUCAAGAUCAUCUUCCACCCCGAGUUCCUCAACGCCAACAACCCCAUCCUCGGUCUCGACUACGAGGAGUUUGUCCGCGGUUGCCACCUCGGCGUCUUCCCGUCGUACUACGAGCCGUGGGGAUACACGCCCGCCGAGUGCACCGUCAUGGGUGUCCCGUCGAUCACGACCAACCUCUCCGGCUUUGGCGGCUUCAUGGAGGACCUGCUCGAGGACUCGCAGGACUACGGCAUCUACAUCGUCGACCGCAGGAUGAAGUCGGUCGAGGACUCGGUCAACCAGCUCACCGACCAGAUGCUCUCGUUCUGCCAGAAGACGAGGCGGCAGCGCAUCAACCAGCGCAACCGCACCGAGCGCCUCAGCGACCUCCUCGACUGGAAGCGCAUGGGUCUCGAGUAUGCCAAGGCGAGGCAGCUCGCCCUCCGCCGCGCGUACCCGGACGCGUUCGAGGACGACGACUUUGACUUCGAGUCCGGCCAGGUCCGCCUCCCUCGCCCGCUGUCUGCCCCGGCGAGCCCGCGCUUCACGACGGGAGUUGUCACCCCGGGCGAGUUUGCCACCUUGACGGAGGAGAUGCAGGGUCUCGGAACCUCGGACUACAUGGGCGCACAGCAGACGUGGGAGUCGCUCAUCCGCGGCAAAGACGAGGAGGAGGAAGAGUCGGGCUACCCGUUCCCGCUCGUGCUCAAGCGAAAGGGCGGUCCUGGCUCGGUUAGCGGCACGACCUCAGGAGGCUCAACUCCCGGGGGCAUCUUCCCGAACGGUCGAGGCAAGUCGCUCAGCGAGCACGACCUCGCCCGAGCCGACGAGGCCCUUUCGAACCACUCGACCCAGUAG